This is a messenger RNA of Amphibalanus amphitrite, 1128 nucleotides long. RefSeq names its product cuticle protein 19-like. Bases 104 to 751 code for a protein of 215 amino acids. Gene Ontology annotation, cellular component: extracellular matrix. The transcript has 2 exons. The record is from RefSeq and is a predicted model, not a curated record. Lineage: Eukaryota; Metazoa; Arthropoda; Thecostraca; Balanomorpha; Balanidae.
CUAAGGGCACGAUUCCACAGUCAGCUAAACAAGGACUACGUAUAAAACCGCCCACGGGACAUAAUGUUUGAGCAUUUGGUGACUGCCGCACUCUGACAUCAACAUGCGGCGCUCGCUGGCUGCUCCGGUGGUUCUGCUCUUCCUCUUCUGCGGACCAGCACUGGCCGACCACCCUCCCCACAAGAGGCCUCCGAAGCCUCACACCGGCUACAAGGGUUCCCAUUCAGUCAAACCCAAAUACAGCUACGCUUACGGCAUCGACGACAAGCACGCCGGCAUCAAGCUGAACGUCAAAGAGAGGCGCGACGGAAAGUUCACAGAAGGAGAGUAUGUCACCAAACUUCCCGACGGAAGGAACCAGAAAGUUUCCUAUCACGUGAACGGAAAGUCAGGUUUCGUUGCGGAUGUGAAGUAUGAUGGAGUGGCGCGGCAUCCGGUUCCGAUUAAGAAGCCGGUGAAGCCGGGCAAGUACGUGCCCCCUAAGGUGGUAAAGCCGCCGGUUAUAACCUAUAGGCCCCCGGUGCCGCUGGCAAAGCCGAGGCCGCUGCCUUAUCAUCCUGUGAACACGCGGUAUAGAUAUGGUGAUGAUGAUGACGAUGGAUAUGUGUCAUAUAACAAUGGGUUCUCAAAGGAAGGAUUGUCGGGAUUUGGGCCCCAAGAUAUCUAUCGUGGAGAGCCGUAUGGUAAAGGGCUCGACAUUUCACCUUAUGAAAGGAGCACCAACCUUUUUCAGCAGCAGUUCUACCAGUAACGAGAGAAUAAAGUAUUUGCGGUGCAGCUGCUCACAUGUGAGAGGCUUUCUAUAAGAGAACGGUUUUGCUAAGUGGUUUGCAGAUGUGUGUCGUCUGUCGACUUUGUGCUUUCCGUCGCUUUGUCUCGUCUCUGUCGAUGGUGCUUUCUGGCGUUUGUGCUCAUUUGUUUGCACUGUGUGGCAUUGUUUGCUGUCUUGAUAAUAAUACAUGUCACGUCUACCACAACACGGGUAUCAGGUAUGCCUAAAAUCCAACGGGAAUACUAGUCUGCUGUUCGCUGAUCCUUUUCUGUACUCCACUCCUCUUCCCAUUACUUCUCUUCAUCCCGGUACACUCCACAGCAGACUGCAUUCAACAUCAUGCAAACAGGCGUAUU